This is a messenger RNA of Linnemannia hyalina, 3117 nucleotides long. The record is from the annotation of a GenBank genome assembly. NCBI's taxonomy places the organism in Eukaryota, Fungi, Mortierellomycota, Mortierellomycetes, Mortierellales, Mortierellaceae.
AUGGCUCUUCAACGCCAGUUCAACUUCUUUGACAAAGUCGAGCUCAAGGAUCCCGAGGACCCCUCAAAGUCGCCUGAAGUCUUCAAGUCUAUCGAGUCGAAUGUAGCGACAAGUGGACGUGGCCAUAUGGUCGUAGCAGACCGGUCGGGACUCGUUCAUAUCAUCGAUAAGGCUCUCCAGGUCGAGUCCUUCCUCGCGUACGACAGUGGGCGCGUCACACACAUGAAGCAACUCAGGCAACGCAAUAUCCUCGUCACUGUUGGAGAGGAGGAGAACGCGGUGCAGGUUAUCAAAUUUUGGGAUCUCGACAAGCCAGACAGGAACAAGCCAGGACCUACGUUGGAGCGGUCAAUUCGCGUGACACAGCAAGGGAACGCAUUCCCCGUCUCUGCACUGGCUGUUCUGGAGAACUUGUCUCAGGUUGCUGUUGGUUUGGCGAACGGAACUGUCGUCUUGAUCUAUGGAGACUUGAUGCGUGAGCGUACCACAGCACAGAAGGUUGUUCACCAAAACGACGAGCCUAUCACAGGUCUUGGCUUCAAGGAACAGCAGAAGGGAGCACUGUUAUAUAUCGCAACGACCGCCAAGGUUCUUUUGUACAACACCUCGACUAAGCAAACACAGACGCUUGAUGACCAAGGCGGUGGACUGGGUUGCGCCGUGAUGAACGAGAGCACGCAGGAACUCGCCAUUGCUCGUGACGAAGCCAUUUUCUUUUACGGACCCGAUGGUCGUGGUCCCGCAUAUGGACUUGAUGGCGCAAAGACAUUCAUCUCGUUUUACAAGUCAUACCUGGUGUUGGUAUCGCCUCCCAACAUUCCUUUAACUGCCACCAGGACAUUCGGCAUACAACCUGCUUCUGUUUCUGCCAACGACACAACUCGCCUCACCGUUGUGGAUACCGCCAACAAGUUCACAGCCUACCAGGCAACUUUCCCGCAAGGCAUCAGGAGCGUCAUUUGCGAAUGGGGAAGCAUCUACAUCGUUGAGAACGGUGGCAAGGUCUACCGUUUAGACGAAAUGGAUACGUCGGUCAAGCUGGAUAUCUUGUUCAAAAAGAACAUGUACCUGUUGGCCAUCAACCUUGCCCACAACCAAAAGUACGACAAUGCCAGCAUCGCAGAUAUUAUCAAAAAGUAUGGAGACCAUCUUUACAACAAGGGAGACUACGAUGGCGCCAUGGGACAGUAUGUCAGAACGAUCGGUCGACUGGAACCUUCCUAUGUUAUCCGAAAGUUCCUUGACGCCCAGAGAAUCUACAACUUGACAUCGUACUUGCAGGAACUCCACUCCAGCGGAUUGGCCAAUGCCGACCAUACAACCCUUUUGUUGAAUUGCUACACCAAGCUCAAGGAUGUCAAGAGGCUCGAUGAGUUCAUCAAGACUGAUAGCGACUUGACAUUCGACUUGGAGACGGCAAUUCAGGUGUGUCGCCAAGCAGGCUACUAUGAGCAUGCUGUCUACUUGGCCGGAAAGUUUGAGGAGCACGACUUAUACUUGACGGUGCAAAUCGACGAUGUGAAGCAGUACGAUCAGGCUCUCGCGUACAUGCGCCGACUUGGACCCAUAGAGGCAGACAAAAACCUCCAAAAGUACGGGAAAGUCCUCCUGACCCACCUUCCAGAACAAACCACGCAGCUUUUGGUCGACCUUUGCUCCGGUUCCCUCGCAAGAAUCGGCUCUUCUUCACCCACACCAGGCACAGCCUCCCCUGUUCCAACUCACACUGCAGGAACUCAUCAUGGCGCUUUCAGCAUGCCUUCCUUUCCCAUGGGAGGUCCAGCUGGCGCGGUGUCUCCACCCGUAUCAUCAUCUGCCAGCCCCAACCUCGCCCAUCAAGCCACCUUCUCGCCUAAACUCCAUGGUGGUGUUCACUCCAAGUACGCGCCACCCUCACCUAGGACGUUUAUGAGUCUGUUUGUGGACCUGCCUGCGUACCUAAUUACAUUCCUGGAAAAGGUCUCGGCUAACCGUUGGCCAGUAGCAACUUCUGCGAGCCAGUCGACCAUGGGCUCUAAUCUCAAGACACCAGCCCCGAAUACCCACUUGAAUAAGCCAGGCAGUAUUGGCAGCUCUAAGAAGACUGUUGUUGGAAACGACAUGACCGAGAAGGGAUCUAUCGGCGGUGCCAGUCGGUUUGGAUUGUCGAAUGAUCAGGACAUGGAGGAGCGUAAGGCGAUCUGGAACACCUUGCUGGAACUUUACUUGGCAGACCCGCCGAUGGCAUCAUCUUCGGGUAAAGGUCAGACCAUGCAUGUGGCAGAGUUAAACCGCAAGAGCAGGGACAGGAUCAUCAAGAAGGAGAAAUGCAUGAAGCUGUUGAACGACACCGAGAUCCCCUAUGAUACCAACCAUGCCUUGGUCCUCUGCCAUAUGGCAGGAUUUGACGAAGGCAUUGUGUUUUUGUACGAGCGUAUGAAGAUGUACACGGACAUUCUUCGACUCUGGAUCGGUCGGGACGAUACUGCCAAGGUGAUGGAAUGUCUCCGCAAAUACGGCCCGCAAGAGCCGUCGUUAUACCCCCUGACACUGUCAUACUUUUCGUCCUCGCCAUCUCGUCUCACGUCAGCAACGCCUGAUUUGUUGAAGGUGUUGGAUCACAUUGACCAGCAGGAUCUGCUGCCUCCACUGCAGGUUGUGCAAGCCCUUUCGCAGACAUCGGUGGCGACGAUUGGUAUGAUCAAGAACUAUAUUGGCCACCGGAUUGAGGCUGAGCGCAAGGAGAGGAUUGAGGACCAGAAGCAGAUCCAGAGUUACCGACAAGAGUCUGAGAAGAAGCGGCGGGAGAUUGAUGAUUUGAAGACGUCGGCGAGGAUCUUCCAAGUGACCAAGUGCAGUGCCUGCGGAGGGUCACUGGACCUGCCUUCGGUGCAUUUCUUGUGCAGACAUUCGUACCAUCAGCGGUGUUUGUCUGAUUCUGCGGAUCGGGAAUGUCCCAAGUGUAUGGUUGAGCAGCGUACGGUUGCCGAUAUCCGUCGGAUGCAGGAAGCCAAUGCUGAAAAGCACGAUCUCUUUAUUUCUGAGCUUGAGGAUGCGGAUGAUGGGUUUGAAGUGAUUGCAAAGUAUUUUGGCAAUAACACCAUGGCCUUUGCAAAGCUGAUCGAUGGGUCGAUCUAA